CUCUCUCUUAUUUGUGGGUGUGUAAGUGUGUGAUCACUUUCUACAUUAUUAACCUAUCUAGUUCUACAGUUGAUCUUUGUUUCGUAGCUUACUGAAUCAUGAGUAAUGAUCACCCUUACUCGAGAUACUACGAUAGAUCAUGGUUCACUCUGAAUAAACACCAUCUGUCUCCUUCUUCGUCAUCUUAUUCACAUCCUCCUCUUUCCUUUUCUUAUUCGUCUCUCCCUCACCACUAUGAACCUUCACCUCCUUCACCACCACUCCGGGAAGCUCUUCCUCUCCUCAGUUUAAGCCCAACAAGACGACUCAACCAUGAACAUGAACACCAUACCGAUACUACUACUAAUGGCCCGUGUUCAAAGUCUAUGGAAAUCGAUCCCAAUAGCAAGCUGGUUUCUGAUGAUCAUGAGACUGUGACUGUGGCUUUACAUCUUGGACUCCCAAGCCCCCGUUUUUCUGAAGCUGAUCUAAUUUCAAGACUCUCCUCCAAUACACAUAAUGGUAUUGACAUGGAUCAUAAAGAAGUGGCUGAAGAAGAGGAUGAAGGUACUCAUAGUAAUGAGUAUCUUACAAGCACACUGAAUAAGGGUCAAUACUGGAUCCCUACUCCUUCUCAAAUUCUCAUUGGCCCAACUCAAUUCUCUUGCCCUCUUUGUUUCAAAACCUUCAACAGAUACAAUAACAUGCAGAUGCAUAUGUGGGGGCAUGGAUCUCAAUAUAGAAGAGGUCCUGAAUCUCUAAGGGGAAUACAGCCAACAGCCAUGUUAAGACUACCAUGCUACUGUUGUGCACCAAAGUGCCAUAACAACAUCGACCACCCCAGGGCUAAACCACUUAAAGAUUUCAGAACCCUCCAGACACAUUACAAAAGAAAACAUGGAAUCAAGCCAUUCAUGUGCAGGAAAUGUGGUAAGAACUUUGCAGUGAGAGGGGAUUGGCGCACCCACGAGAAGAAUUGUGGGAAGCUUUGGUAUUGUAGUUGUGGAUCGGAUUUCAAGCACAAAAGGUCUUUGAAAGAUCACAUAAAAGCAUUUGGAAAUGGGCAUGCAGCUUGUGGAAUUGAUGAUGAAUGUUGCCUCGAAUUAGAAGAUGAAGCUGCGUCUGAGAUUGAUCAUCAAGAAAACGAAUCGUCUUACUGUUAUAAUUGAAUCUAAAGCUCUCUACUAUUUAUAAAGUUUAUAUGAAGAUCACGUUUGAAGAAUCAAUGAAUCAUUGAUUAUUUGGUAACAACUAUACUACUACUGUUCUUUACGAUGCCAUGAUACUUCCUGGAUCAAGAUAUGUA
Messenger RNA from Lactuca virosa, 1285 nucleotides. NCBI's taxonomy places the organism in Eukaryota, Viridiplantae, Streptophyta, Magnoliopsida, Asterales, Asteraceae. The record is from the annotation of a GenBank genome assembly.